Messenger RNA from Hordeum vulgare subsp. vulgare (domesticated barley), 1232 nucleotides. Its product is annotated as mitochondrial succinate-fumarate transporter 1. The transcript is spliced from 2 exons. NCBI's taxonomy places the organism in Eukaryota, Viridiplantae, Streptophyta, Magnoliopsida, Poales, Poaceae. Gene Ontology annotation, biological process: succinate transport; fumarate transport; transmembrane transport. The record is from RefSeq and is a predicted model, not a curated record. Bases 92 to 1054 code for a protein of 320 amino acids.
AAAGUGGGUGAAAAAGAGCAACCGAGCAACAAUCCAAGACCCUCUUCCCCGCCGCGCCUGCCACCCGCUAAGGCCCGCCUAUCGGACCCGAAUGGCAUCGCCCCCUUCCCCGCCGCCGCGGGCCGAGGAGCCGCGCAACGGCGGCGGAGGCAGGGCGCCGAUCCCGCCCUACGUGAAGGCGGCGGCGGGGUCGCUCGGCGGCGUCAUGGAGGCGUGCUGCCUGCAGCCGAUCGACGUCGUCAAGACCAGGCUGCAGCUCGACCGCGCGGGGGCCUACCGCGGCAUCGCGCACUGCGGCACCACCGUCGCGCGCGCCGAGGGCGUGCCGGCGCUCUGGAAGGGCCUCACGCCCUUCGCCACCCACCUCACGCUCAAGUACGCGCUCCGCCUCGGCUCCAAUGCCAUGCUGCAGUCCGCCUUCAAGGACCCCGUCACCGGCAAGGUCUCCGCGCAGGGACGACUCGCCUCCGGGUUCGGCGCCGGCGUCCUCGAGGCCCUCGUCAUCGUCACCCCAUUCGAGGUGGUGAAGAUUAGAUUACAGCAACAAAAAGGACUAAGCACGGACCUGCUGAGAUACAAAGGGCCCAUACACUGUGCAAAGACAAUUGUUCGCGAGGAAGGCAUUUUUGGCCUGUGGUCUGGGGCAUCACCAACCGUCAUGCGCAACGGUACAAACCAAGCCGCGAUGUUCACAGCCAAGAACACGAUAGACAUUUUUCUCUGGAAGAAGCAUGAAGGAGACGGCAAGGUUCUCCAGCCAUGGCAGUCCAUGGUCUCGGGGUUCCUUGCAGGAACCGCAGGGCCGAUCUGCACCGGGCCUUUCGACGUGGUGAAGACCAGGCUGAUGGCCCAAGGGAGGACCGGCGACAUCAAGUACAAGGGCAUGUUCCAUGCGAUACGGACGAUACACGCGGAAGAGGGCCUCCGGGCCCUGUGGAAAGGCCUGCUUCCCAGGCUCAUGAGGAUUCCACCUGGUCAGGCCAUAAUGUGGACAGUGGCUGAUCAGGUGAUGGGUCUCUAUGAGCGGACAUAUCUGCAGUCGGCUCAAGUGUAACCCGCCUACUUUCGAAGCUGCUGCGCCGAAUUGCUCGGUUAGUCGUCGCAAUUUUGGGUUGCCUGGAAUCCUGAAUAUUCAUUUGUUCAUUGCUUGAGAGACUAGUAUUAGUCAGAGCAAUGAGCCCAUGUACUUUAGUAGUCAACAAUAAUGAUUAAAUCACUUGCAAUUUUGAUAA